CACGGGUGUAGGUGCUUUGCGCUUGUGGUGUCGAGGAUGAAGUACUGAGGAACUCCCAGAGGGAUUCAAUGUCGGCCCAGAAUUGGCUCAUUUUCGCUCUACUGGACUCUACAAUGCUGGCAAGGCCAUCCAGAAGGACAACGAGAUCCUUAAGUCCUCACUGGAGGCUUAUCGCUCAGCCUAUGCCAACCUCGCCCAGGGUGGCCCGGUGACUGAUCCGGAGAGCUUCCUGCGGCAGGGGCCACGUCCCCCGCCCCUGCCAGGUGCACCACCUGGCGUGCCACCUCCACCGCCAGCACCAGGCCAACGCUUCGGCCUGGCCGUGCCAGCGGUGCUUCCGCGCAUCCCAGGGAUGCAGCCCUCCGUGUGGUCAUCCCUCUUACAAGCUGGUUUGCAAUUGCCGGCCGAGCUUGCUGAUGGCGCUCCGGAGACGGUGUGUUCCCUCUACUGCCAAGUGGUGGAGGCUCUUGAGGAGCUCUCCCGAGAGCGCACCGUGCGAGCGCAUCUUGGGGAGGAAGUGGCCUCCUUUCAAGAGAAGUAUGACCGUCUCUUAGCUGAGCAAGAGGUCCUUUACAAGGACUAUUUCGCUCAAAAAGACCAGUGGCUUCGUGAGAGGAAGGAACUCGAGGAGCGGUUGCAAGCGCAGGGGAACCUCUACAUGGACAGCAUGAAGAAGUGUGAGGUCCAGGAGGAGCAGCUGAAGAUUUGGCAACGUUUGGAGGUGGGCGGUCCUGAAGGCGUCUUGCGUGAGGAGUUGAUGCAGGCCAUGACCCGUUGCGCGGCGCUGGAGCAGAACGAGAGUGUCUUGUCCCGGAAGUAUGAAGCUGAGAAGCAGAACCAUGGCAUCGUCAAGGACGCCUUCGACACGAUGCAGAAGGACUUUUUGGAGCGGGAAGGCUUCCUGAAAGAACGCUUCUCGAAGGCCAUCCUCUGGAAGCGGCGCUCGGCCAAUGCCCUGCGCAUCGCACGGCGGAAGAUUCAGAGCAUGGUGGCGGGCAGUGACUUCGAACGAGCCCAGCAACAGCUUCAGGUCUGUCGUCAACGGGAAUUCGACCUCUCCAGACGUGUCACCGAGCUGACGAUGAAGGUCUCACAGCAAGAGGACAAGUUGCGAGACAUGAUGGACCUGCAAGAUCGCUGCCGCAGCCUGGACCAUUUGGUGCGCGAGACGGAGCAGGAAUUCACGGUGCUGCGCCGGCGCCUGCAGCAGAAGGAGCCUCGCUUCGCCGCGGAGUGUGGCCUUUUUGCGCGGCUCACGGCGGAGCUUCAACGAACUUUGGGUUUUGCAGGCAGCUUCGAGGCGGCCUCACGAGCACUCAGCUAUAGCGAGGCCCGUGUGCUGGGCGAGGACAAGACGGAGCAGGUGCAGGUCCUGAAUGUCGAACUCUCCUUAGAUGAGAAAUUACGCAAGUUGGACAGCAACAAUGACGGCUUCAUCGGCCUUCCGGACUUGCGACGCUUCUUGGAAGGUCUAUCGAUCAAGAUCAAGGACGAGGAGAUGCAGCUCCUGGCAGACGCACUUCAUCCCUCUACGCCCUUGUUGCCCUCCGUGCCACCACCGGCACCCCCAGGGCAGCCGAGUCCGCCGCCCCCCAGCCCUCCAGCGCCAGAAGAGAAGGCCUCGGCCUCCGUCUCCAUCCUUGGCAUCGUGGGACGCUUCAGGCUCUUUGGUUUGCGCGCGUUGGACCCGGAGGAGCUCUUUUGGUGCGCCUGGCAAGCGCACCUCUUGCGACGGCCGGAUCAGCCUCUUGGCCGCGAUGGGGAGAAGGGUUUCACUGGCGAC
Durusdinium trenchii is the source of this 1783-nucleotide messenger RNA. NCBI's taxonomy places the organism in Eukaryota, Dinophyceae, Suessiales, Symbiodiniaceae. The record is from the annotation of a GenBank genome assembly.